Molecule: messenger RNA, 810 nt
Organism: Macroventuria anomochaeta
Lineage: Eukaryota; Fungi; Ascomycota; Dothideomycetes; Pleosporales; Didymellaceae
Exons: 3
Coding region: 1-810 (269 amino acids)
Cellular component (GO): endoplasmic reticulum membrane; endoplasmic reticulum
Source: RefSeq, a predicted model, not a curated record
AUGGUUGCCUGGAAGCUCUCAUCUCUGCUCUUGCUCUCGUUGAGGGCGCUCAAUGCCUUCGCGAUCGAGGUUCAGGACGUCAAGGAAGUACCCGAGGCCCAGACACCGAACCUGAACGUCAAGAUCUCAGCCUCGUUCCCCCAGUCUGAGAUCUUCGGCGUCAAGCUCAUCAACGGUCAUGCCACUGAAGCUCGUCUGUCCAUCUCCAACAACGAGCCCAAGCCCAUUGGCGUAAGCAUCGUCGGUGGCUCGCUGCUCCAGGAGGCCAAUGGCCAGUCUCAGAUCGUGCGCAACCUUACUGCGCAGAAGUACUCCAUUGAGAUCCCCGCUGGCGCAGAGGAGACCGUGCCCUACACUUUCUCCACCGAGCUGCACCCCCAGGACCUCCGCCUUCAGCUCGUUGCUGUCUUGAGGAACUCUGAGAAUGCCAUCUUCACUGUCGCCGCCUACAACGAGACUGUCUCCAUCGUCGAGAGGCCCACCAGCCUCUUUGACCCUCAGAUCAUCUUCCUCUACCUCGUUCUCCUCGGCGCCUUCGCUGGAACCGUCUACUUCAUCUACAACACCUGGGUCACCACCUUCUUCCCCCAGAAGAAGGGUCGCGGCAAGGGUGGAGAGCGCGCUAAGAAGUCCUCCCAGGGCUCCAAGAAGGUCGACCCCGCUGAGCAGGUCGCUGUUGUUGGCGCUGACGGUCCCGCUGUCACCACUGGCGCGAAGUACGACGAGAGCUGGAUUCCUGCCUCUCACUUGCAGCGCCCGGAGGCCAAGCGCGUCCGAAGCGGCACCCCCAAGGUCAAGCCUAGGGCUUAG